Ornithorhynchus anatinus (platypus) is the source of this 1773-nucleotide messenger RNA. RefSeq names its product microtubule associated protein RP/EB family member 3 (gene MAPRE3). The transcript is spliced from 7 exons. The record is from RefSeq and is a predicted model, not a curated record. Gene Ontology annotation, molecular function: microtubule plus-end binding. NCBI's taxonomy places the organism in Eukaryota, Metazoa, Chordata, Mammalia, Monotremata, Ornithorhynchidae. Bases 36 to 953 code for a protein of 305 amino acids. Gene Ontology annotation, cellular component: spindle midzone; microtubule organizing center; cytoplasmic microtubule. Gene Ontology annotation, biological process: protein localization to microtubule plus-end; regulation of microtubule polymerization or depolymerization; spindle assembly.
AUCACCCCCUCCCCACUGCCAGCCUGCACUCCCCCAUGAAGACUCAGAACAUCGUGGAUGUGAGCAAAGCGGGCAGGGGCGACGGCAACACAGACCUCCCAAACAGCAUGGCCGUCAAUGUCUAUUCCACCUCCGUGACCAGUGAGAAUCUGAGUCGUCAUGACAUGCUCGCCUGGGUCAACGAUUCCCUGCACCUCAACUACACCAAGAUAGAACAACUCUGUUCGGGGGCUGCCUACUGCCAGUUCAUGGACAUGCUCUUUCCUGGCUGUGUACACUUGAGGAAGGUGAAGUUCCAGGCCAAGUUGGAGCAUGAGUAUAUCCACAACUUCAAAGUGCUUCAAGCUGCUUUCAAGAAGAUGGGCGUUGACAAAAUCAUCCCGGUAGAGAAAUUAGUGAAAGGAAAAUUCCAGGAUAAUUUUGAGUUUAUUCAGUGGUUUAAGAAAUUCUUUGACGCAAACUAUGACGGGAAGGAUUACAACCCCCUGCUGGCCCGGCAGGGCCAGGAAGUGGCGCCGCCUCCUAACCCAGGUGAUCAGAUCUUCAACAAACCCAAGAAACUCAUUGGCACCGCAGUUCCGCAGAGGACGUCACCCACGGGCCCCAAGAGCAUGCAGCCACCGGGCCGGCUGAGCAACGUGGCACCCACCUGCAUUCUGCGGAAGAACCCCCCCUCGGCUCGCAAUGGCGGUCACGAGGCCGACGCCCAGAUCCUCGAACUCAACCAGCAGCUGCUGGACCUGAAGCUGACCGUGGACGGCCUGGAGAAGGAGCGUGACUUCUACUUCAGUAAAUUGCGUGACAUCGAGCUCAUCUGCCAGGAACACGAAAGCGAAAACAGCCCCGUCAUAUCUGGCAUCAUCGGUAUUCUCUACGCUACUGAGGAAGGAUUUGCGCCCCCGGAAGAUGACGAGAUUGAAGAGCAGCAGCAAGAGGACCAGGAUGAAUAUUAAAGGGGACCCAGCCCCUGCCGGCCCCAGCGAACGGCGCGGCUCCUCCCGCGCCCCCUCCCCAACACAUUAUAACCCUUUCCUCACAACCAGACAGCUGGCCGGGUGCUUUGUGUCAGCGCCGCCGACGCGGGGAGCCCUGGAGAGCGGGGGGGCGAGGGCAGGGACGGGGACUGGGGGCAAGAGGCCCACCCACCCCCCCGCCCCUAUUUAUUUCCGUUGUCUCGGCUGAAUCGGUCAACACUUUCCAAGGUGGCGCUGCCCACCGAGCCGCCCACCCGCUCCGCUCCCCUCCCCGCCCCUCCGCCCCCGACGGCUAGCGGCUAUAUGGUAUCGACAGACAAAUUCAUUGGUAUAUUUUUACUUACUGGAUUUUCCUUGCACUUUGCCUCUUCUCUUCCCCCAGGUCCUGAGGCCAGCCAUGCCCUUCCCCGUGCCCGAGAUUCCCCCAGAUUCUUAUUUAUUUUGUCAUUUGAUUUUUUUUCCAGUGGCUGAGGAGACGGUGUCCGGGAGAAUAGGGGAGGGUUUUACAGCCUAGUGAGGGCUUGGGAGGGGUGGAGGGAGGAAGCGGGGGCAGGAAGAGGGAGGGGAAAGGGAGCUUCUGAAAGGUGGGGACUUCCCCACCCGGCACUGGGCCCACCCUCUGAAUCCACUGCCCCCAGCAUUGAAGCCUAGCACCGUCCCUCCCCGUUCCCGCGGCUCAGUUCAUGCCACACGGACUCUGCCUGGAUCCUGCUGUGUGUCGACUCCCCUGCCCGCUCGGGCGGUUCAGCCUGCAUCUGUGUUCACUUUUAUUUAAAAUAAACUUGUGUGGUAAAAGUCA